Eimeria necatrix is the source of this 1413-nucleotide messenger RNA. RefSeq lists its product as hypothetical. NCBI's taxonomy places the organism in Eukaryota, Apicomplexa, Conoidasida, Eucoccidiorida, Eimeriidae. The transcript has 2 exons. The record is from RefSeq and is a predicted model, not a curated record. The coding region runs from base 1 to 1413 and encodes 470 amino acids.
AUGCAGGGGGUGUGCAGCGAGAGGUCUUUUGGCUGCUUCUGCUGCAGCAGCUGCAGCAGCAAAUGGCGCAGCGGCUUUUCUUACCCCGAAGUGCAGCAGGAGUGUCUUAGCUGCGGCAAGAUGGUGAAGCCUUUUUCCCUGAGGCCCCUCCUCAAAGUCCCGCCAAACCAGCAGCAGCAGCAGCAGCAGCAGCAGCAGCAGCAGCAGCAGCGGGCGCCGCUGCAGCAGCAGCAGGGAGGUGCUCCGGCGGGGAGAGAGAAGGCCGAAACCCAACCGCAGCAGCAGCAGCAGCAGCAGCAGCAGCAGAGAUUCGUCAGAGAUAGCACGCGCCAACAGCAGCGCCAGCAGCAGCGGCAGCAACAGCUGCAGCAGCUGCAGCAGCUGCAGCAGCUGCAGCAGCAGCAGCAGCAGCAGCAGCAGCACAAGCGUCGUGAGGGAACUCAGGGGCGCUUGCCGGUAGGCUCAAGAGGCGAAAGAAACCCAUACCGCCACAGCUACGAACAAACCCAGCAGCAGCAGCAGCAGCAGCAGCAGCGGCAGCAGCAGCAGCGGCAGCAGCAGCGGCAGCAGCAGCAGCAGCAGCAGCAAGACUGGCCUCCAGUUUCCUUGGGCCUCUCUGUGGGCCCUCCCCCCGGCUUCGAAGAUGUUCUAGCCAGUCAAGCAGCUAGCCAGCUAGCCAGUCAAGCAGCUAGCCAGCUAGCCAGUCAAGCAGCUAGCCAGCUAGCCAGCCAAAGGGCUAGCCAACUGGCAAGCCAAACAGUCAAUCCAACAGCUAGCCAGCUAGCUAGCCAGGCAGCUAGCCAGCUAGCUAGUCAGGCAGCUAGCCAGCUGGCCAGCCAGGCAGGCGGCCAGCCAGCUAGCCAACACUGCAGCCAAGCAGCUAGCCAAGCAGCUAGCCAAGCAGCUAGCCAAGCAGCUAGUCAGCUAGCUAGCCAGCUAGCGAACCAGCUAGCCAGACAGCUAGCUAGCCAGACAGCUGGCCAGCUAGCUAGCCAGGCAGCAGCCACAGGACGGCAGUCUGGAGAGCUUCGAAUUGAAGGUAAAGACAGAACCCCACAGACAAACAGACGAGCAGCAGCAGCAGCAACAGCAGCAGCAGCAGCAGCAACAGCAGCAGCAGCAGAGGCGACUCGGGGCGCCCAGGGCGCGAGCAGCAACCGCAGACGCUGCAGCAACCGCGCCCAGCCGAGCCGCAGCAGCAAGAGCAGCAGCAGCAGCAAGAACAGCAGCAGCAGCAGCAGCAGCAGCAGCAGCAGCAGCAGGACUUGGGGGGGAAAGGCGGAAGGCGAAGAGAACUCGAGGGCGAAGAGCUGUCCAUACACCCCACGCCCCACAGUCUCGCUGCAGGCCCGCAGACAGCUGGUGGCUGCCCUAAUAGAAACUCAAAAAAGCGGAAAGUUGAAAAACAAUUAA